This is a messenger RNA of Lachancea lanzarotensis, 1224 nucleotides long. It is a transcript of the gene POT1, whose product is annotated as LALA0S01e18866g1_1. Bases 1 to 1224 code for a protein of 407 amino acids. Gene Ontology annotation, molecular function: acetyl-CoA C-acyltransferase activity. The transcript has a single exon. Lineage: Eukaryota; Fungi; Ascomycota; Saccharomycetes; Saccharomycetales; Saccharomycetaceae. Gene Ontology annotation, cellular component: peroxisome. Gene Ontology annotation, biological process: phenylacetate catabolic process; fatty acid beta-oxidation. The record is from RefSeq and is a predicted model, not a curated record.
AUGGCAGAAAGAUUGACACAGAUCAAAGAUCAUAUCGUUUCGGCGGUUUCGCCUUCAGUCACAGAUUCUAGACCCGAUGAUGUGGUUGUGGUGACAGCUUACCGCUCGGCUAUCGCCAAAGGCUUCAAAGGCGGGUUCAAAGACGUGAACUCCGAUUAUCUCGUGUACCAGUUUUUGCUGGAAUUUUUGGAAAAGGCUCCGGCUGCUGUGAGAGAAAACAAACAUUUAAUCGAGGAAGUGGCGUGCGGCAACGUGUUAAACCCAGGAGCAGGCGCCACGGAGCACCGUGCAGCGUGUUUGGCCGCUGGCGUGCCUUACACGGCACCCUUUGUCGCCAUCAAUAGACAAUGUUCUUCAGGGUUGGUCGCCAUCAAUGACGUAGCCAACAAAAUUAAAGUGGGCCAAAUCGAUAUGGGAAUUGCCAUGGGCGCAGAGUCGAUGACAAAAAACUACGGCCCACAAGCGCUCGGUAACGUUUCCCAGGAACUAAAACAGAACAAAAACGCCCGCAAAUGCAUGAUCCCCAUGGGGAUCACGAACGAAAAUGUAACCCAACAGUUCAACAUUUCCAGAGAAAAUCAAGAUGCUUUUGCUGCGGAGUCUUACCGCAAGGCUGAAAAUGCUGUCUCCAACGGACUUUUCGAAGAUGAGAUUAUACCUAUACGUUUGCCCGACGGUACUGUUAUUUCCGUCGAUGAAGGUCCUCGCAAGGGCGUCACGGCCGAAAAACUGGGAUAUUUGAAACCUGCCUUUAACAAAGAAUCCGGCACCACUACGGCUGGAAACGCUUCACAAAUUUCCGACGGUGUUGCCGCAGUUCUUCUCACGAGGCGCUCUGUAGCAGAGUCCAUGGAGCUACCAAUCUUGGCCAAAUACGUUGCAUGCCAAGUGGUUGGUGUUCCGCCAGAAGUUAUGGGUGUAGGUCCCGCAUAUGCUAUUCCAAAAGUUUUAAAAGACUGCAAAUUAAAUGUCAAUGACAUUGAUGUGUUCGAAAUCAACGAGGCAUUUGCAGGACAGGCUCUUUAUUGUAUCGACAUGCUCAAGAUUCCAUUUGAGAAAGUAAAUCCCAGAGGUGGAGCUAUCGCACUGGGGCACCCGCUAGGUUGCACUGGGGCCAGACAAGUUGCUACUAUUCUCAGAGAACUAAAGGCUGGCCAGGUCGGCGUGGUUAGUAUGUGCGUGGGAACAGGUAUGGGUGCUGCCGCAGUUUUCGUUAAGGAGUAG